ACCACUGUUUGCUGAAAUUUUGUGCGGAUUGCAGAGAAGGUCGACAUGGAUAGCUGCAAACGUUCUUUGGUGGUCGUAAUGGUGAUGGCGAUUCUGCACCGGUGUUGCUCCGCUGCUCCGGUGGCCACGGCGGCGAACCAGACGCGGGCGCCGGCGCUGUUCGUGUUCGGGGACUCCAUCGUGGACGCCGGCAACAACAACGCCAUCACGACGCUCGUCCGGUGCAACUUCGCGCCGUACGGCGAGGACUUCCCCGGCCACAACGCCACCGGCCGGUUCAGCAACGGCAAGGUCCCCGGCGACAUCCUCGCGACGCAGAUGGGCAUCAAGCAGUACGUGCCGGCGUACCUCGGCGCGGAGCUCAGCGACUUCGACCUCCUCACAGGCGUCACCUUCGCCUCCGGCGGCUGCGGCUUCGACCCCCUCACCGCCGAGCUCGUGUCGGUUCUCACCAUGGACAACCAGCUGGACCUGUUCAAGGAGUACAAGGAGAAGCUCCGGCGCAUCGCCGGCGCGCGGCGCGCCGCCGAGAUCGUGUCGGAGAGCCUGUACUUGGUGGUCACCGGCACCGACGACCUCGCCAACACCUACUUCACCACGCCGUUCCGGCGAGACUACGACCUCGACUCCUACAUCGACUUCGUCGUUCAGUGCGCCUCCGACUUCAUCCAGAAGCUGCUAGGGAUGGGAGCGCGGCGGGUGCACAUCGCCGGCGCGCCGCCGAUCGGGUGCGUGCCGUCGCAGCGGACCAACGCCGGCGGGCUCGACAGGGACUGCGUCUCGCUGUACAACCAGGCCGCCGUCGUGUACAACGCCCGCCUCGAGCAGGAGAUCAAGCGGCUCAACGGCACGGCGGCGGCGCCGCCACCGGGCACCGUGCUCAAGUACAUCGACCUCUACACGCCGCUGCUCGACAUGAUCCAGCGCCCCGCCGCCUACGGAUUCGAGGUGACGAACAGGGGUUGCUGCGGCACGGGGGUGUUCGAGGUGACGCUGACGUGCAACAGGUACACGGCGCAUGCCUGCAGGGACGUCGACAAGUUCCUCUUCUGGGACACCUACCAUCUCACGGAGAGAGGCUACAACAUCCUGCUCUCGCAGGUCAUAAACAAAUACGGAUUCUGAACAACUUGUGAUAUGGCAGAAUUUUUCAGCAAACAAGAGAGGAAACGGGGUUGUUUAGUUUGCAAUUUUUUUUUUGCAAAAACAUCACAUCAAGUUUUUAAACACAUUGAAGUAUUAAA
This is a messenger RNA of Oryza brachyantha (malo sina), 1244 nucleotides long. RefSeq names its product GDSL esterase/lipase EXL3-like. Gene Ontology annotation, molecular function: lipase activity. The transcript is spliced from 5 exons. The coding region runs from base 46 to 1125 and encodes 359 amino acids. The record is from RefSeq and is a predicted model, not a curated record. NCBI's taxonomy places the organism in Eukaryota, Viridiplantae, Streptophyta, Magnoliopsida, Poales, Poaceae. Gene Ontology annotation, biological process: lipid metabolic process.